Messenger RNA from Saxophila tyrrhenica, 2550 nucleotides. RefSeq lists its product as uncharacterized. The transcript has 2 exons. Bases 1 to 2550 code for a protein of 849 amino acids. The record is from RefSeq and is a predicted model, not a curated record. Lineage: Eukaryota; Fungi; Ascomycota; Dothideomycetes; Mycosphaerellales; Extremaceae.
AUGGCAAAAAAAAGCAGAUUCAUCUCGCCGGUCAAACAAACUGGUCUGGCGACAGACAAGAACGCCGAAUUGCCCGCUUCUUCCGAUCCCGAAGAACAACAACCAACAAUGGGCAACGAACAGUCCAGAGCGCUUAACGAGGCGCAAGACCGCACGACUACCCGCCCGAGCACUGGACAGCUUAAAAAGCCUACCAAGAAGAUCGCUCUGGCACAGAAGAAUCCAGCGUAUCGUAAUCCUCUUCUCACGGCAGGCGGAACGAGGCAGAGGACGCUGGGAGGAGGGAAGAAGUCGGUGUACGAAUUUCCUGAUGCGGAGGAGGAGGUGCGGCUGGUGCCCAAGACCAGAGGCGGGCUGUAUCCGCUGACGGGCUUUUCGCCGUUGAAGGGUGUGAGGAGUCGGGCGGAGGGGGCUAAGGCAGUGGGAAAGGCGGGGCCUGUGACGAGGAGUAGUCCCAGGAAGUCGAAGCGGACGGAAAGGGUGGACGAAUCGGAGGAGGGCGAGGGAGAGGGAGAGGAAAGUGAGACAGCUGAGGAGCAGGAGGAUCGGGAGCAAGAGGGCGAGGUAGAAGAGACGGUGCAUGCAGAGGAUGGUUCGAACGUUGAGGGUCAGGGUAAAAACGAUGAAGAAGGUGAAAAUGAGGAGGAUGAAUACGUUCAGGUUGCAAGUCCCAAGGCAGGCGCUGCUCACGAAAAGGGAACAAGCUCUGCGAAACGUACAUCUACUCGCGGGAAGCGUGCGAAGACACCGGAAGCUCCAGCCGUAGCUCCACCAGCGGCAAAGAAGAAGCGCGGUCGGCCUUCGAAGAAUAAACAUACUGAGGAAGUCGAGCCUUCGGACACCGUAGCAAGCAAGAAGCGCGGCAGAGCGAACGAAGACAGAACAGCAGUAGCUGAGCACACUCCAAAGCGCACCAGACGGCAGACACGCGCCGAAGACGAUGCAGAACGGGACGAACAGGUAGACCGGGAAGGCGACGACGGUGAAGAGCAAUCUCUUUUCCAGAGCAUGCGCAAGCGUAGACAGGAGCCAUGGAACCGCACUCGCGAGGCUGAAGACGAUGCGGUGGAAGAGGAGCAAGCAGUUGAUGCUCCUAGGCAGGGCCGACAAAUGACAGGCCAGCAACAAGCUGCGAAAGGCGCUGUUGAGGCAGUUGCGCAGGAGUAUGAUAACGAAGACGAAUCAAACACAGAAGAGAGACAGCCGUCGCCAUCGAAGACUAACAAGCGUCCACACUCAUCGACAAACGCAAAAGCGAACACUAGCUCGAAGCGCAGAAGGCCUGACACCGCACCAGAGGAACCUGAACCGUCCGCAGAAGGCCAUGCCACUCAGAGUAGGUCUGGUCUCACAGAAGCUGACAAGCAUCGCAUCUUUGGGCGAUGGCCGGAACUCAAAAGGGCGUUCAACGCUGCAGAUCACAUUGGUAGGCCUGUGGAAGGUCGUGGCGUUACGCGAGUCCGAUAUGACAAGGUCCCGCUUGAGUUGGAGGAUAAGCAAGUCAGGGCUGCUGUGAAGCUGUGCAAGAAACUGACUACUUCGUACAACACCUCUAGAGACAACACUGGCGAGUCUAGCACGCCAGCAGUCGAUCCAGCAAGUGUGCUGUCGGAACUGAGACAACGGAUCGACGGUCUUUGUGGCAAGAACGAAGAGUACGACUACGACGGUAGGAACGUCGACAGGUGCACCAGCAUGUACUAUCAUCUGGUCCCGAAACUGCUAGGCCUCGUCGAAAGUGCCGUUACCUGCUAUGAAAAGCUGGACGAACGCGAGUUCCCUGCCAACGAGCUCACUAUACCUCAUCUUCACGUCGUCAACAGAAUCAUCAACCUCCUUCUCGACCUUGUUAUGGGCGCAGCUGAAUACCAUCCACGACCCGAAACAAGCUACCACGUGGUCCAGCCCGUGCGCGAAAUCGCACCCAUCUUGCGAGACGUCCACCGUUCCUUCCAUGAUCGAAUUCAACACCAUCAACAUCGACUCGCCACUCAACGUCAAGCCCAGAUCGACGCCCAGCAACGAGCAGCCGACCUCGAGCAAGAACAACGCCGAGCAGUCCAGCAACAGGAAUUCGACCGCAUGCAAGCCAAAUGGAUCCGCCUACAUGAAGUCCGCUACUGGGCUGAAGGCGGCUUUCCACCCCAUCAGAAGGUCGUUCAUCUCGAGCGCCCGGUGUACGAUGUCGAUCCCGAUGGCCAGCGGUUCUAUAGUGCGCUGUUGGACGGGCUGAGGGAGUAUGCUGGGGAAUUUGUGUUUGAGCGAUUGUUCGCUGAGUGCUGUCGGAAGGGGCGGGAGUUGAACAGAUUCAAUGUAACGGAGAUUGUCACGCAGGCGGCGGUGAUGAGGGAGUGGUUGAUCAAGUGUGAUCAGAAGAGAGGGAGGGAGACGGAGGCGUGGGUAUUGGGAAUUCCUGUAUGGACGAGUGGGCAUCCUUCGCUUGCGGGUAAGGAAAAUGAGGAAGAUGCUGGGGAGGCGGAGGCUGUUGAGGGAGAAGCCUCGACCAGGAGAAGUGGUCGGCAGGGCGAGAUGAUCACGCUGGAUGACUGA